AUGGGUCCUCGCAACAAGCGGCGGCGUCUGACCGACCCUUCAGAGGAGCUCAGUGACUCUGAUAUCUACAAGCCAGCGACUCUACUGGAAAAGAACAGCUGGAACGGAUUCUGUGAGAUCGAGUCAGAGCCGGCUUUGUUCAAUGUGAUGCUCCGCGAAUUCGGAGUCAAGGGAGUUAAGGUUCAGGAGGUUGUCUCCUUGGACGAAGAAAUGAUGGCUUUCCUAGACAAACCUAUCUACGGCUUGAUCUUUCUCUUCCGCUGGCGGGAGGAUGAUGCCAACAACCAGGAAGCGACCUGCCCAGAUGGAAUAUGGUUUGCAAACCAGGUACGUCUCCAGUAUCUCUGCCUUGAGCCGCUACUAAUCCGGACUCAGACUGCCAGCAAUGCCUGUGCUAGUGUGGCUUUACUAAACAUUGUGAACAAUAUCCCUGGCAUUGACCUCGGAGAGAAUCUCCGUCACUUUAAAGAGUUCACGAUGCCAUUUACACCGGCUUUGCGGGGAGAUGCCAUCAAUAAUUUCGAGUUCGUGAAGCGGGUACACAACUCUUUCGCCCGCAAGAUGGACAUUCUCAACUCUGAUCUCCAACUCCAGGUGGAAUCAAAAACACGGAAAAAGUCCUCCCAGAGUCAGGGUGACGACGAUUCCGACUCGUCGUUCCAUUUCAUUGCGUUCAUGCCGGUCAUGGGCCAGGUUUGGAAGUUUGACGGUCUGGAGCGACAGCCUCAAUUAAUCGGUCAAUGUUCCGAAGACGACUGGCUAGAUCUAGUCCGGCCAAACCUCCUGGAUCGGAUGGCGGCUUACGAGGAAGAUCAGAUCGAGUUUUCUAUCCUGGGACUCGUUAAAGAUCCCCUAUCGGACCUCAUUGAGCAGCUCGCCGUUAAUGUAAAAAGCUUGGAGAUGGUCCACGAGCGCCUCAAAUCGGACGGUGACACCACCGCGGCAGCCACCACCAUGGCCGGCUUCGAGGGAACGGCGAUCGGCCCGGAGCUAUCCCUUGCGUUGACCCGCGCGGUGAUCGAUGCGGCCGUGAUACCGGAGGCGACUUUGCAGGAAUACCAAAGCUGUUCUCCAAGUCAGCUGCAAGAGCAUUGGCAAAGGCUUAGCCAGGCGCAGGAGGAGCUCCGGUCCCGAGUCCGGGAAGAGCAACAGUCGCAACGUGCAGACGACGACUAUGCGACCGGGCGGCGGUAUGACUACGGGCCUGCCGUCCGAACGUGGUUACGAUUCCUGGCGCGCAAGCAGGUGCUGGCGGAGUUGAUUCAAUAG
This is a messenger RNA of Penicillium brasilianum, 1269 nucleotides long. The record is from the annotation of a GenBank genome assembly. NCBI's taxonomy places the organism in Eukaryota, Fungi, Ascomycota, Eurotiomycetes, Eurotiales, Aspergillaceae.